Molecule: messenger RNA, 2561 nt
Organism: Carcharodon carcharias (great white shark)
Lineage: Eukaryota; Metazoa; Chordata; Chondrichthyes; Lamniformes; Lamnidae
Gene: unc93b1
Product: unc-93 homolog B1, TLR signaling regulator
Exons: 12
Coding region: 269-2062 (597 amino acids)
Biological process (GO): intracellular protein transport; toll-like receptor 3 signaling pathway; toll-like receptor 7 signaling pathway
Cellular component (GO): lysosome; endosome
Molecular function (GO): Toll-like receptor binding
Source: RefSeq, a predicted model, not a curated record
GGGCAUUGCUGCUGUAAGAGGAACAUUGCCACUUUAAGAGGGAGCGACCCGCUGUAAAAGAGGUGUUGCCACUUUAUGAGGAAGUCUGUUUAAGGAAGUGGGCCCCCAGAGUUUUUUCAGCAGCAAUUGCAGAGAAAGAGGAAGCUGACAGAUUGCGGAGUGAGAGAGAAACUGGGGGAGGUAGAGGAUGAAAUGAGGAAGUUUGGAGCUGACUUUGUGCUGACAAGACUGAACAGAAAACCCCAGUGCAGCCAACUGUUGCCAGGCCAUGGAGCCCGAUACUGUCUGUCACCAUGAUUCCCGGCUUAAUGGGAUGGCGGCUGCCGAACGGCAGGUGCUGGAUUGCCCUGAUGAUCAUGACGAAGCUCAGAUUGACGAUUUUCUGGCCCCGAACCAGGAUUAUAAUGAGGAGGAGGAGGAACGGAAAUAUUUCCGUCGCAAACGCCUGGCCGUGUUGAAGAACGUGGUGUGUGCCAGCCUGGGCAGUGCCCUCACCUACGGGGUCUAUUUGGGCCUACUCCAGAUGCAGUUGAUCCUACAUUACGAUGAGACCUAUCGUGAAGUGAAAUAUGGGAACAUGGGACUGGAGGACAUCGACAAGAAGAUGCUGAUGGGGAUUAACGUCACCCCAAUUGUGGCACUACUCUACACUCCCGUCCUCAUCAGAUUCCUCGGCACCAAGUGGAUGAUGUUCCUCGCCAUCGGAAUAUAUGCCCUCUUCGUAUCCACCAAUUACUGGGAGCGAUACUACACCCUGGUGCCAUCGGCUGUUGCCAUUGGAGCAGCCAUCGUCCCACUCUGGGCCGCAGUCGGGAACUACAUCACCAGAAUGGCUCAGAAAUAUUAUGAAUAUGUGAAUUACAAAGAGGAACAUGUUCAGGAGCAGAAGAGGCCUCCGAAAGGGGCCUGUCACAGAUAUAUCAUCAUCUUCCAAUCAAUCUUCUACUUCUUUUUCAAUCUCAGUUUCGUUGGCGCUGAGAUGCCAAUGACCUUCUUCCUGAACAUGUACUUGUACCAGCCGAAUCACACGCUGUCUGCUGUCAAACACUGUGGGACGUUGGCGAUAGGAAUGAUCGAGGGUUUGAACAAAACAGUUCUGAUGAAACUUCCCCAGAGUAUCAGCCUCAUCGUGGUGGAGAGUGUGAUGAUGGGAGUGGUCUUCAUUGCCAUGUUAAUGGUCCUCAUCCUGUGUGGCCCAGCCUAUCGUCCGACUGAGGAGAUUGACCUGCGCAGUAUUGGUUGGGGAAACAUCUUUCAGUUACCCUUCAAACACAUGCGGGAUUAUCGCCUGAGACACCUCCUCCCCUUCUUCAUCUACAGCGGCUUUGAGGUGCUAUUUGCCUGCACAGGCUUUGCACUGUCCUAUGGAGUGUGCUCAAUUGGGAUGGAGAGGUUAGCCAAUAUUAUCAUUGCCUAUGGAGUCGCCUCUUCAGUGUUCUCUCUCCUGUCUCUCACUAUGCUGCGUCUACCUCGAUCCGUCCCCCUCCUAUCCGGAGCUUUCAUCCAGUUUCUCAUCAUUAUUGCUCUAUUCUGCUGGGCUCCAAUCCCCAAGAACCUUCACACCAGCAACCUGAUCGCUGUCUACUCAGUUGCUGUGCUGUGGGGGGUCGGAACAGCUCUCAAUAAAACCAGUCUGAUCACUCUGUUAGGAAUGUUAUAUGAGGAUAAAGAGAGACAGGAUUUUAUCUUCUCCAUCUAUCAUUGGUGGCAAGCCAUGGCUAUCUUCGGAGUUUAUCUUUGGUCAGGAGCCCACAUGAAGGUGAAGCUGUCCAUCCUCCUCGUAACUCUGGUUGUUGCUGUGCUGUCAUAUCUGUGGAUGGAGCAGAAGCUGUUGAAGAGAAUCCCGUUCCGCAUUCCCCGAAUUCCGAAACCUCGGCACAAGGUCCGAGGCUACCGCUACCUGGAGGAUGAGAACUCGGAUGAGUCUGAUGAUGAGGAAAAGCCGAAUGAGGAUGCUGAGCCCGAGCUUACCCCACUGGAUGUGGAAGACCCCGAGCCUGCUGUCGGCGAGGGGCAGGUUUACGAGCAGAUGGGGACAGACCGGGAUGAACAGCCCCUGUAAGAAUCACCAACCUUCAUUCACCAUCUGGUCACCAGCUUCACAAUCACGGCACAGUUUGCUUACUUGACUUAGUUCCUCCCACAGAUCCAGUGUCUCACCUAAGUGGACUCUAAGCACUGGAAUUUCCUCUUAACCUUUCUCUCUUCCUUCAGGAAGCAGCUUAAAGCCAGGCCUUCCAAAGCUUCCAGUUCACUGUCUGGAAUCGCUCUGUUAUCCAGUUGCUGUCAAAUGUCGGAUUUGUGCUCCUGUGUAGUGCCUGAGGUGCGUUGCUGUGUUCAAAGUUUUUAGUUAUGUUGAUGUCGUCCCCCAGCAGAUGUUACAGCGCUGGCUGUUGAGAAACCCCAGUGCUGGAUUCCAGGCUAGUUGUGGGAAAAUUCUCAGCCUUCGGGCCCAAGCUAUAUCCUGAGACUUGCCUUUUUCUCCUUCUGUUUGGGAGAUGGCUUCUCCAAAUUGUAUCAAUGUGUCAUCGUUCUUUGAAAAUAAAAUUGUGACAAGAAAA